CCACUCUCGCCAACAAUUUACUAACUUCCUGUUUAUAUUCUUUUAUAAUUUAGAGAUCGAGUUAUCCGACAAGAUUAAGAGUAAGACCAUCCCAGACUGGUCUAGAAGUCUAGAUUAGAUUCUAUAUACUGGUUCAGGCCAACCGCAACGAGAAUGUUACUGAAUGUAUAAAUUCUAGAUUAGAUACAAGAUUUACUAAAAGAGAAGAGAGAGAGACAGUGACCGGGGGUGCUCUGAUUGUAGAGCAUGCGCAUGUAGUUGAGGUCACUUCAGUAUGUCAUCAUACGUGCGGAUAGACAGCUGCCAAAUAAUUGACCUGAAAAACUAGGGGCCUUUGAUGGGAAGUUUUACCAAUUUAUCUUUGAAAAAACAAUUUUUCAUUAGUACAUCAUUAAAAUACUUAAAUAAAACUUUCCAAUGGUGUAUAAAUUAUGACUGUAUGUUCAGCAGUUACAAAGUUAUGAUUUUUUUUUCUGGCGUUUUUAGCUAACAUUGGUUGACAUGGAACAGUACAUUCUGUCGAGCAAGUUCUUCUAUUGAUCUUCACAAACAUGGAUCUGAAAAUUGAUUAAAAUGAACCACAGUACAAGUUCGCAUCCAAAUGAUUUUGCUAGUCUGAGACUGGAUGGGGAUAGCAGAUUACAAAAUCUGGCCAAACUUGUUCACUUUUUGAGUGAAAAGCCUGGUGUAGUAUUGACUAGAUAUGAAGUGUAUGUCACUAUAGCCCAGGAGGCAGAGGUCUGUGUUGAUGACAUACCCCAGUACAACUCUUAUAUCAUUAAAGAAGGGGAGCCUGAAGUUAUUUUGGAUAACAAAAAGAAAACUUCUGGUUGCCAGACAGAGAAGAACAAUACAUUUUAUGAUGUACAAACUCAGUUUGUCUCUACUGACACUGAGCUAGACAAUGUUCAUAGGUUAAACAAUGACAGAGAUAGAACCAGAGCAUUGAUAGGAAUCUUAGGUAAUGAAGCAUUUAAAGGAGCUAACACCAAUAAUGAUAACAGAAUUACUAAGCCAGUUCAUGAUGUAGAUAUUGGUGACAAUUGUCUGUCAUCUGAUACAGAGGCCUUUAUGAGUGAUAGUGCUGAAAAUCUACUAAAAGCUGUUCUUAAAUCAGGAGUGUCAAAUGAUUUGUUUGUUCAUAUUGAAAACUACGGUGUUGACCCAGGACUAUUUUCUGCUAAAGCUGAGUUGUUAGAGGAACAAGGAAGACCAUUUAAAUGUAUGAAAUGUGACACCUCAUUUCAGAAGGAAGAAUCUUUAAUUGUUCAUGAUUUGAUUCACAGUGAUGAUGUAAAGCCACUUUUAUUUUUCAAGUGCCCCCAAUGUGAUUUUAAAAGUAAAAGUGUAGUUUUGAUCUCUGACCAUGCUCAGGAAAAGCAUCAUAUGAAAGUCUUUCUCUGCCAGUGGUGUAAAUUUGUUGCCCUCUCUUCUGAUGAGCUUGCAAUGCAUAAAUCUCUAAUGUCACAUGAAAGCAAUGAGAAGAGAAAAACUGUUGAGAACCAGAAAGUAUUUGACUCCAGCAUUUUGUGUGGCAGUGCAAGAAAGCUGCUGAAUCGCAUUGAUAACUCCUGUCCUGAUAACCUGAGGCCUUUCAAAUGCUCUAAGUGUUUCUUCUGGGCACACUCUGCCCUUAUUCUUGAAAGUCAUAUAAUAGCUGUUCAUUCUGGUAAUGGAAAAUAUAAAUGCAAAGAUUGCAAUUCUGAAUUUAAAAGCAUGAGAAAAAUCAGGUGGCAUGCCCAGACUGAGCAUAACAAUUCUGACCUGUUCUUCUGUUUCUUUUGCACAUUUUCUUGCUCAGACAGCAAAGUGCACAGGAACCACCUUCAAGCUCACUAUGGCAAAGACAGAUUCUCUUGUGAUCAGUGCCAAUACACCUGUCUACAUUAUAGUGAUUUAAAAAGACACCAGUUGAUUCACUCUGACAAAAUGCCCUAUGGAUGUUGCAUAUGUGGCCGCCACUUCCGGGCCAAGAAUAAUCUUUUCCGACAUGUUGCAGCACAUCAGGAGGAGCGGGACCACCAGUGUGAAACCUGCGGGUUCAGAACUAAAUCCAAAGAAUUAUUAAAAACACACUGGCGUGUGCACCAGAAUGUAAAAGAACACAUGUGCCAAUAUUGUGGCUAUAGCACCAAAUAUAUAAGUAACCUGUACAAGCACAUGGUAGUUCACACUGAGGUAAAGGCUUUUUCUUGUCAUCUGUGUUCAUAUACCACAAAGUCUCCAGAGAAUUUAAGCAAACACAAAAAAAGAAAACAUAAUAAACUUUGAUAGUGAUCAAUUCUUUUGGUAAUAUUUCUUUUUUUAACACCUGGAUAAUGUCAGCAGAUAAUACUGCCUCUUUUGAAAUAGUUUGAAGUUAAAUUGAAAUAACAUGAUGUGUGUUUAAAAAACAAACAAACAACCCCCCCCCCCCCUCAAAUUAUGAUAAAUGCAUUAGUUUUAUAUAUAUAAAAUAUAUAUCAUGCAGCAUUACAUGUAAAAAUGUCAUUCUAAAAAAUUGUGUAAAAAAGUCAUUAUGUUCUAAUAGUUUUAAGAUUAAGUGGCAGUGUUUAAAUUUAUAAACAUGCAAAAUACAAAAAAUACCGGUACUGGUACUUUAAAAACAAAACAAAGCUUAUAUUAAUGUAUAUCAAUUAGUUUGAAUGUCAUGUAUUUAAAUUUGUAAUAGAUCUAGACUAACAAUAAUAAAUCUGUGCGAUUACAAA
This is a messenger RNA of Biomphalaria glabrata, 2708 nucleotides long. RefSeq names its product zinc finger protein 254-like. The coding region runs from base 574 to 2271 and encodes 565 amino acids. Gene Ontology annotation, cellular component: nucleus. The record is from RefSeq and is a predicted model, not a curated record. The transcript is spliced from 3 exons. Gene Ontology annotation, molecular function: RNA polymerase II cis-regulatory region sequence-specific DNA binding; DNA-binding transcription activator activity, RNA polymerase II-specific. Lineage: Eukaryota; Metazoa; Mollusca; Gastropoda; Planorbidae. Gene Ontology annotation, biological process: regulation of transcription by RNA polymerase II.